Molecule: messenger RNA, 2885 nt
Organism: Magnolia sinica
Lineage: Eukaryota; Viridiplantae; Streptophyta; Magnoliopsida; Magnoliales; Magnoliaceae
Product: digalactosyldiacylglycerol synthase 1, chloroplastic
Exons: 7
Coding region: 16-2652 (878 amino acids)
Biological process (GO): galactolipid biosynthetic process
Cellular component (GO): chloroplast outer membrane
Molecular function (GO): digalactosyldiacylglycerol synthase activity
Source: RefSeq, a predicted model, not a curated record
GAUCUGGAAAAAUAGAUGGACGGCAUGGAUGAAACACAUACAUCAUGGUGGUACUCACAGAGCACCAACCACCAGCCAUUGGCGGGUGGCAGGGGAGUAACCAAUCCGUUCCCCCUUCAGGAGAGUUCCUCCUGGCCAUUAAAUUCGCAUCUCCCACUCUUCCUCCAUCUCUCUCACCCCGCGUCUGUUCAACAAAAUCCCCCAAAGAGGAGAAAAAACCCCAAACAAUCUGCAGCUUCGAAGAAAAUGACAACAGACCAGUCGCGGCCUUCAACCUCCUCGUCUUCAGCCACGGCGGAGAAGGCGUUCUCGUUCCUCUCGCGCGGCUGGCGCGAGGUGAAGCACUCUGCCGACGCCGACCUGCAGCUGAUGAGGGCCCGUGCCAGCUCCUUCAAGAACCUCGCCACCUCCUUCGAUCGAGAGCUCGAGAACUUCCUCCACUCCGCCUCCUCCUUCUCUUCCGUCGUCCCGACCCUCUCGUCUUCGCCUCCCCCCGACCUCGAAUUCGUUAAGCGUCUCCAGCCCAAGCUAUCUGAAUUCCGUCGCGCCUACUCCUCCCCCGACUUCAGCCACAAGGUCCUCCAGAAGUGGGCCCCUCGCUCGUCGUCCAUCCGGAUCAACCUCUCUGCCAUUAAGAACGCCAUCGUCUCCGAGGUCGAGGAAACUGCCGGGAUCAUCGACUACAAUCGGGACAGGGCCCGCCGUGGGUGGAAGGUCAGGGUUAAGGAGUUCCCAUGGGACUGGAAUGGGGGAGACGAUGAGGAGAGUCAUAAGGAAUGGGAGCCAAUUCGUGUGUUGAAGACGAGGCUCAGGGAAUUCGAGCGUAGGAGUUCCUCUUCAGAGAUUUUCGGGAAUUUCAAGAAUAACGAGUUCGUGGAGAAAGUUAAGGCCAGCUUGAAGUCAAUUCGCAAGGAGCCUCAAGAAUCAAAGGAUGUACCACCAUUGGAUGUGACAGAACUUUUAGCGUAUUUAGUGAAGCAAUCUGGGCCCUUGUUUGAUCAGCUUGGCUUGAGACGAGAUAUAUGUGACAAGAUAGUGGAGGCCUUGUACAGCAAACGGAAGGACCAGCUUAUAUGGCGUUCCUUAUCAUCGAGGGAGAACUCCAUUAUCGAAAAUGAGAACAUUCAUGAUGAACUCGACUUCAGGAUAGCCAGUGUGCUCCAAAGUACAGGACAUUGCUAUGAAGGGGGCUUUUGGAGUGAUUCUAUGAAGCAUGACUUUGCCGGCAAGAAACGCCAUGUCGCUAUAGUCACGACCGCCAGCCUUCCCUGGAUGACUGGAACUGCGGUAAACCCGCUAUUUAGAGCAGCAUAUUUGGCCAAAUCUGCCAAGCAAAAAGUAACCCUGUUGGUUCCAUGGCUGUGCAAGUCAGACCAGCAAUUAGUCUAUCCAAACAAUCUGACUUUCAGCUCUCCAGAAGAGCAGGAAACUUACAUACGUGACUGGCUGGAGGAAAGGGUUGGCUUCAAGGCAGAUUUCAAAAUUUCUUUCUAUCCGGGAAAGUUCUCAAGAGAGAGGCGAAGCAUAAUACCUGCUGGAGACACCUCACAGUUUAUUUCUUCGAAGGAAGCUGACAUUGCCAUACUGGAAGAACCGGAACACUUGAACUGGUACCAUCAUGGAAAGCGUUGGACUGAUAAAUUCAAUCAUGUCGUUGGCGUCGUCCACACAAAUUACUUGGAGUAUAUCAAGCGGGAGAGGAAUGGAGCUCUCCAAGCUUUCUUUGUCAAACACAUAAACAAUUGGGUCACCAGAGCAUACUGUCACAAGGUUCUGCGUCUAUCUGCAGCGACCCAAGAUCUGCCCAAAUCUGUCAUAUGCAACGUUCAUGGUGUCAAUCCCAAGUUUCUGAAGGUUGGAGAGAGAGUGGCAGCUGAGAGGGAGCUUGGGCAGCAGGUCUUCUCUAAGGGUGCAUAUUUUCUAGGCAAGAUGGUGUGGGCGAAAGGGUAUAGAGAGCUGAUUGAUUUAUUGGCCAGGCACAAGAAUGAUCUUGAUGGCUUCAAGUUGGAUGUAUAUGGGAACGGAGAGGAUUCAUCUGAAGUUCAAUCCACUGCCAAUAAGCUACAGCUGAAUCUCAACUUCCUCAAAGGGAGGGACCACGCCGACAAUUCUCUUCACGGUUACAAAGUCUUCAUAAAUCCAAGUGUCAGCGACGUCCUCUGCACGGCGACGGCCGAGGCUCUUGCCAUGGGGAAAUUUGUUAUAUGUGCGGACCACCCAUCAAAUGAGUUCUUCAGGGCAUUCCCCAACUGCUUGACUUACAAGACUUCGGAGGACUUUGUUGCUCGAGUCAAAGAGGCGCUGGCUAACGAGCCCCAGCCCCUUACUCCUGAGCAGAGGUAUAAUCUCUCUUGGGAGGCAGCAACACAGAGGUUUAUGGAGAGCUCUGACCUAGACCGGAUCUUGAAUAGCUUCAGUGGCUCUGCUGAGUCGAGCAAUGCUGAGAAGAAGAUUACAAAGACGGCUUCGAUGCCUAGCAUGACGGAAGUGGUAGAUGGGGGAUUGGCAUUCGCACACCACUGUCUGACGGGGAAUGAGAUCCUGCGGCUGGCAACGGGAGCAAUACCCGGCACACGGGACUAUGACAAGCAGCACUGCAAAGACUUGCAUCUCUUGCCUCCGCAGGUGCAAAAUCCUGUCUAUGGCUGGUAAGCAAAGCAAAUCAGUCCGCCACUUGUAUCAAUAGCCUUUUGUGUAUAGUACAUGUAGUGAAUUUAGGAGCCUGACGUGCUCUGAUUGCUUAGGGUUUCUAAUGCUUUGUGUGUUUAGUCACAGUGAUGAUUCUUUUCCCGUCUCCAUCUUUGCCGAUGCAUGUCUCCUAUGAUCAUCUGGCAGUCAAACUGCGUGAUGAUGCGAUAAAAAAGAAAAAGUUUGCUGCCAUGGAA